UCUCCCUGUCCACAGGGCUCACUGGGCUUUGGGUGGCCACAUUCAACCUCCUCCCUCACCCUCAGUCAUCUACCAGAGGGCCUGCUUCCUUAUGGCUCCUUUCACUGCAAAAACUCCAGCGAGGACCAUGAUGCCGUUUCCACUUCUCCCUCUCCUUCUCCUGAAUAUGGUGGCUGUGUCCUGCUCUGAAGUUGAAGGCCCCAAGAAGGUCCCAGACACUUGUCCUGUCAUGGUCUGUGGUUCUCCAGGCGCCAACGGCUUCCCUGGCAAAGAUGGGCGUGACGGUGCUAAGGGAGAAAAGGGAGAACCAGGUGAAGGACUCAGGGGCUUGCAGGGCCCUCCUGGAAAGAUGGGGCCUCCAGGAACACCAGGGAUCUCUGGGUUACCAGGACGAGUAGGCCAAAAAGGAGAUCCUGGAAAGUGUGCAGAUUUUGAUUGUGGAUUAGUGAUUUCUGAAAAAGAAGCUUUACAAGAAGAAUUAGACCGCAUCAAAAACUGGCUAAACUUUGCUUUGGGGAAAAGGGUUGGGAAGAAGUUCUUCUUGACCAACGGUGAAACGAUGAGUUUGGACAAAGUCAAGGAUCUGUGCAAACGUUUCCAGGCCUCUGUGGCAAUCCCCUCAAAUGCUGAAGAGAACCAAGCUAUCAAUAAUCUAGCCAGAAGAGAAGCCAUCCUGGGCAUCACAGAUGAGGAGAACGAAGGUCAAUUUGUGGAUCUAAAAGGAAAUAGACUUACCUACCAGAAUUGGCAUGAUGGAGAACCCAAUAAUGCAGUCUCUGGGGAAAAUUGUGUGGUAAUCACGGAAAAAGGCAAGUGGAAUGACAUAUCUUGCUCUCGACCUGCUUUGGCAGUAUGUGAGUUCCUUCUCUGAAGAGGUUUUGGUGUCCAAGUCAAGCUGGUCUCCUGAGUGGUGAUGUGCUGUGCCCUCAGAUUCCUUAUUCUCGGAAACACUUCAUGUGAAGUCAUACCUUAUGCUAAAUAAAUCCACCCGC
Molecule: messenger RNA, 992 nt
Organism: Sorex fumeus (smoky shrew)
Lineage: Eukaryota; Metazoa; Chordata; Mammalia; Eulipotyphla; Soricidae
Gene: MBL2
Product: mannose binding lectin 2
Exons: 6
Coding region: 92-871 (259 amino acids)
Biological process (GO): surfactant homeostasis; positive regulation of phagocytosis
Cellular component (GO): multivesicular body; rough endoplasmic reticulum
Source: RefSeq, a predicted model, not a curated record